Suillus bovinus is the source of this 3336-nucleotide messenger RNA. RefSeq names its product putative aminoadipate reductase. The coding region runs from base 1 to 3336 and encodes 1111 amino acids. The transcript has 13 exons. The record is from RefSeq and is a predicted model, not a curated record. NCBI's taxonomy places the organism in Eukaryota, Fungi, Basidiomycota, Agaricomycetes, Boletales, Suillaceae.
AUGCCUACUACUACGUCUUCCAGGCCGGAGUGUCCUCCUCUCGAUGGCUCACUCCUCUUUCCAGAAAUAAUCGACUUUCACAUGCAGAGGAAUGCCGCUCUCCCAAUGUACAUCUUUCCAAACACACAAACCGGCGUGUUGAUCUCCAUUUCCUACCGCGAGUUCGGCAGAGCUGCUCAUCGAGUAGCCCAUGCUCUCCGACCCAAUCGUACUGGGGUUGAAGGCGACGUCGCCGCAAUAGUUGUCCAUACAGACACUCUCCUGUAUACAACUUUGAUAGCCGGUCUGAUGAUCGCAGGGAUCGUGCCGUUUCCCAUGUCUCCUCGCAACCCACCGCAGGCCAUAGCGGAUCUACUUCUUCGGACAACUUGUCGUCGUAUAGUGUCCAUCACUCCAAAUCACGCCGCUCUCCUUGAUGACGUCCGGUGCCUUAUGCGGAAUAGUGGCAUUAGUUUGACAAUCAUCGAGAUACCAUCCAUAUCAGAAAUUUACCCUCAUUUGGGCAACGAAUCCCUUAUCCAUUCUUUUGCGCCAUACCCUAAGCGCUCCACCAUCACACGCAUAACCGAAACCAUUCUAUACAUGCAUUCUUCUGGAAGUACUGGCUUUCCUAAACCUAUCGCUCAAAAUCAUAGGAGCCAACUCAGCUGGAUGAAUGCCCCUUUGUUAUGGCAAUAUCGGAACUAUCCGUCGGUCCGUCUGGGCGUAAUGGCCCUUCCUCCAUUUCACAUUUUUGGUGUGGCCGCACAGCUGUAUGCAAUGCUUAUCGGUGUUACAGCAACAUUAUACGCGCCUACGUCCGUGGGAGAUCGGCGGACGCUUCCUGUCAUUCCGACAUCGGACAAUAUGAUUGAAUGCAUCAGUCAAACCGGAACCAAUAUCGUUCUUUGCGUUCCAUAUCACCUCGAACAGUGGGCCGAUUCGGAAGAAGCACUAAAGACGCUACGAAAGGUCGAAUACGUAGUGUAUGGAGGUGGCCCUCUCUCAGAAAAGAAAGGUGACUUUCUUACCGCCGCUGGAAUACCACUUGCACAGCUUUACGGUGCGACAGAGUGUGGUCCGGUCUCCAUCCUUCCUCCUCGGAACUCAAUUAUCAAUGGUAACCCAUACUGGCAGUGGGUCGAGUUUUCCGAUACGGUCAAUAUUCGCUGGGCGUCUCAUGACCUCGAUUUAUACGAAUGCCAAAUAUUGCGAUCAGAUAGACUCCAGCCGAGCAUCGAAAACCUUCCCGAUGUCCAGGGCUAUGCCACUAACGACCUUUUUGUCAGACACCCAACCCAGAGGCACUUAUGGAAAAUUGUUAGUCGAGCGGAUGAUGUCAUCGUUCUAUCCACUGGGGAAAAGACUGUUCCGUCGCAGAUGGAGGCAAUCAUCGGUUGUUGUCCAUACGUGAAUGGCGCCAUUAUGUUUGGGCGUGAGCGAAACCAAGUUGGAGUUUUGAUCGAGCCUGCUGUAGAUCAUUUCAUUGAUGUGGACAAUGAGGAACAAGUUGCCCGGUUUCGAAACCGAAUAUGGCCAUAUGUAGAAGAAGCCAAUGCAUCUGCGCCAGAUUACAGUCGUAUCUUCAAGGAAAUGAUUAUCGCUGUUCGUCACGACAAACCCGUGUCUCGGACUAUGAAAGGCACUCUCGAAAGAAAGGCGGCGCUCCAGGUAUACGAGCAAGAAAUUAAUGCACUUUAUGACGUUGUCGAACUCAGCCAUGAAGUUGGCGAUAGCACCUUACCAUCACAAUGGACGGAGAGCGAGUUAGCCUCCUGGCUGCUAUCACAGGCCACGAAGCUUAGGACGGAUCUAAAACCAACUGUAGAUUUAUUUGCGCAGGGCUUGGACAGCUUGAGUGCCACGUACCUUAGGAAUCGUCUCAUCAGUGCCCUAAAGAGGUCUUCUGAACCAGGAAUUCAGAAUAUUUCCUGCCUCAUCACUCAAAACAUCAUUUUUGAGAACCCUACUAUUCAAUCGCUGGCACGGAAGGUUGCUUCCCUUGUUGCAUGCGCAGAUGGGACUUCCGAGUCUGUUCGAGACUCGCACAUCCAUGGAAUCGAGGCUAUGAUCCAAAAAUACUCGGCUGAAUUUCUGAAGCUGGACUCUGACUCGAUCAAGAGACCUCCAAAGCGAGCCAGACUUGAUGGUAGGCGUGUUGUGCUCCUUACUGGAUCUACCGGAACACUGGGAUCCUAUUUACUUGCUGAUCUUCUCGGACGGCCAGAGGUCACAACAGUCUAUGUUCUCAAUCGAUUUUCGGCAGCUCCAGGCACAUACAGCAGUAUGCGCCAGCUUAAAGCAUUCGAGGAGAGAGGGUUGAACACACGACUCCUAACCUCCUCGAGGAAGAUCCAUUAUCUUGAAGGAGACAUCUCUCAGGACAGAUUGGGUUUGACAGCUCCUACUUACGAACGACUCAGAUGUUCUGUGACCAUGAUCAUUCACAAUGCGUGGCGCGUCGACUUCAAUUUAGCCCUUUCCUCUUUUGAACCACAUAUCCGGGGUACACGGAUGCUUCUCGAUCUAGCACUCGCUUCUCCACUUGCCUCUUCUUUGCGGUUCAUAUUCGUUUCGUCCAUUUCAUCAUCAUUGGGUUGGGAUACAAGUCAGGGUCCGGUCCCGGAGGAACUUCUGAGUGAUCCUUCCAUCGCAAUAGGUUCUGGGUACGGAGAAUCAAAGCACGUCGCCGAACAGAUCAUCGCCCGAUCUAAUCUGCAAGCUACAUCUCUCCGAGUCGGACAGAUUACCGGCGGGCCUACUGGGGCUUGGGCGAUGACUGAUUGGGUUCCCAUCCUUGUCAAGUCAAGCUUGGCGCUUGGUUCGCUUCUUGACCUUCCAGGGGUGAUUCUUCUUUCAUGCGACACUAGUUUGGUCGUGUCAUGGACACCUGCAGACCGCGUUGCAGCAGCAGCUCUUGACGUCGCCUUAUCCGAGACGCAUGUUCCACUCAUCAAUGUCACCCAUCCAAGGCCUGUUCCAUGGCGGACCAUCUUUGAGGGCGUGAGAGAUGCGCUUGUAGAUUGUGGCAGAACAAAACAUCCGCUGCCGCUGGAGCCCUGUUUAGGGUGGAUGCAAAAAUUGGAACGACGUGCCCAGGGCGCAAAAGAACGCGAUUUUAAAGAGGUCCCGGCGCUCAAAAUUCUUCCUUUCCUCCGACGUUUCCUGCAGCCCCAGAAUGCUGAAACUAUUUCUGGUGAUGCGGAGGCAGGUAAUAGCUUGCAGUUUGUGACGCACAAGGCUUGUUCACUGAGCAGCACGAUGCAUCGUCUCUCUACACGAGAGUCUGAAUGGCUUGGACCAAGCCAUGCGCGGGCAUGGGUGAAGUACUGGCAAAGCAGGGGAUUUUUUCAAUAA